CCAGGCUGCGCCCACCCUGCAGCUGGGACAGCAACCCUGGGGAUGGCCCAGCCCUGAUCCAGGCUGGCAAUUCCAGCAGCUUUCCUUCAAUUCCUCCCCAUGGAAAGGCUUUUCACUGCAGGCUGUGCCCCUGGUGCUGUGCCCCUGGUGCUGUGUCCCUGGUGCUGUGUCCUGGUGCUGUGCCCUGGAGCUGUGUCCCUGGUGCUGUGCCCCUGGAGCUGUGUCCCUGGUGCUGUGCCCCUGGAGCUGUGUCCCUGGAGCUGUGUCCCUGGUGCUGUGCCCCUGGUGCUGUGCCCUGGUGCUGUGUCCCUGGUGCUGUGCCCUGGAGCUGUGUCCCUGGUGCUGUGUCCUGGUGCUGUGCCCCUGGUGCUGUGCCCUGGUGCUGUGCCCCUGGUGCUGUGUCCUGGAGCUGUGUCCUGGUGCUGUGUCCCUGGAGCUGUGCCCCUGGAGCUGUGUCCCUGGUGCUGGAUCUGCCAGCGUGGGGCUGGGACAUCCCUGGGAAUGCAAAGCCUGCAUUCCCUGGGGUGCAGGACAGCUGGGAGCUCCAGGAAAGCUCUGGAUGCAGGGAAUGUCCCUUCCUCGUGGCAAGGGGAGAGUGAAAGGGGCAGUGGCUCUGCUGAGGGUGGUGGCACAGCCAGUGGCAUCAGCCAGGUCUCCAAAAAGGGCUCUGCAAAGCUGUUGGGCCCUGGUGCAGGGCCAUGGCUGAGAGGUCUCGCUCCACAGCAGCCUCUCGUGGAUACACUCAAUAAAAAUGGUCACCAGCUCUCCAAGGGAAAAAACCAAAAGGUUUCUGGGUGCCCUGGGAGCACAGCCUGCUGCAGGAGGAGGAUGAGGGAGGAGCUGCUCCCUGCCCUCCCCGAUGGCAGCGUGGCACAGGGCUGGCACAGGCCAGGACACAAACCCAGCUCUCCUGGCACAGCCAAGACACCACUUGGGCAGCAGCACCACGCACCCACAGCCCUGGGGGAGAGAGGGAAUAGCCAGACACCCCUCAGGCUCCCUCUGUGCCCAGAAGCCCUGAAAUGUACAGGAGUUAUUCUAUUUUUUCCUUUUGCUGGACUAAAAUGGACUAAUACCUUUCUGAAAAGCUGUUCUUACCCACUUGGUGGCACACGGUCACGGAGCUGCAGUGACACAGCUCCUCUCAUCCUCCCAUUUCCAUCUUUUUUUCCCUUCUCUGUGAGCCUGGACCAGCUGGAAACUGUCCAGGAGGACAGGACAGGGGCUGUGCCAUGGGCAGAGGACAGAGACUGGAGCAGCAGGGAGGAGGAUGCUGAGCUCCUCACCCCAGCCCCGGUGCUGCACAAUCAGGUGCUGCCUGUAGCUGACAUUACACCCAAAACCCAUUUACCUUUUAAUUCCCACCAUCUAAUUCAGCCUCAGAGCCUUUUUCUUUCCUCCUAA
Poecile atricapillus (Black-capped chickadee) is the source of this 1404-nucleotide messenger RNA. RefSeq lists its product as uncharacterized. NCBI's taxonomy places the organism in Eukaryota, Metazoa, Chordata, Aves, Passeriformes, Paridae. Bases 100 to 1404 code for a protein of 434 amino acids. The record is from RefSeq and is a predicted model, not a curated record. The transcript is spliced from 2 exons.